AUGGUUGACGUGGACACUGCAGAGCAUCCUGCUCCGGUGGCCCCUGUAGAUGUUCUCACGCGGGAGGAUGAGCUGGAGAGGUUUCGGGUGGCAUGGAGAGCAGAAGUGCUUCAGAAGAAGAGCACAUUAGCGUCCACGGUCCUGCCGCCCAUCAGCCAAUUGUCAGGGAAUGCAGACCAACUACAUGACCAAGUCUAUUGGGGCCCGUCAACAUCAUCAGCACAGUUAGAUUUGGCAUUACAGAGACUGACGACAAAACCACAGCCUGCCGCACGUGCGUCUCACGAGGGCGCUUCAACACUUCCCUCUACUCGUUGGGCCAUCGACCUUUAUCAUGAGGCUUUAGAGUGCGAACAGCAGGGAAACCUAGACGAGGCACUGGUACUAUAUCGCCGAAGCUUCAAGCUGGAUAGCAACGUCGACAAGGCCUACCAUCGCUUGGUAGCAAGACAAUCCUUGCAGUCUCGGUCGAUCUCUCAACAACAAUCUACCUCCAAGCAGACCCAAGAUAACUUAUCAUCUGCGAAGCGACCUAUCUUGAACAGCUCUCCGCAUACCAGUCGAUCGAUAUCAUCUUUGCCGCACAUCAUCUCUUCCUUCGAACCACGUCCUAUCAUUUUCGCACCCGAGGAUGAACAUCUGCCUUGCCCAUUGCGAAGGCUCCCGGACGAACUAAUCCUUCACAUUCUAAUGCUACUGGCGUGUGACAGGGAUAUCACCACCGUUGAGCGGUUUGCCACAAUUAGCUUGAAAGGCAGACUUUUGGCAGCUGACAGCUCGAUAUGGAGAUUUAUCUGCGAAUACACCUAUAUCCCUCCGCAAAUCAAAGAGGAUCUCUCGGCGACCAAGAUUGCGUCCCUUUACGGGUACAAUUACCGGCAUACCUUUAUACAUCAUCCGCGAGUGCGUGUUGAUGGCUGCUACAUCGCUGUGUGUCAUUAUAUCCGUCCUGGUCAAAGCGAGAAUGCCUGGGUAGCGAUCCGGCACCUGAUCACAUAUCACCGUUUACUGCGUUUCUAUCCCGAUGGCACUGUAGUGUCCCUCUUGACCAAUGAGGAGAAACCACUAGCGGAUAUCGUUCAUCUGCUGAAACCGGAAAUUCGCGUGAAAGGAUCUCAACUAGGUACAUGGUCCCUGGAGGAUUCCCAAAGUCGAUUACGAAUCCGUCACUUGAGGGCCGCAGACCCGGGCGGAAGAGGUGCUCUGAAGUAUGAGUUUGCAAUGGAUUUGACAAUAACGAGCUCGCGGAACAUGAGGCAAGUCGAAUCAGAGAUGCAGUGGUACGCAUCGGUGAAUGUUGCCACGGGUGAAGUGCAAGAGCUCCCAAUCAAACGGGAAAGACCUUUCUACUUUUCCAAGGUUAGGUCAUAUGUGGUAUGA
This is a messenger RNA of Dacryopinax primogenitus, 1380 nucleotides long. RefSeq lists its product as uncharacterized. Gene Ontology annotation, molecular function: protein binding. Bases 1 to 1380 code for a protein of 459 amino acids. Gene Ontology annotation, biological process: SCF-dependent proteasomal ubiquitin-dependent protein catabolic process. Gene Ontology annotation, cellular component: SCF ubiquitin ligase complex. The transcript is spliced from 6 exons. The record is from RefSeq and is a predicted model, not a curated record. NCBI's taxonomy places the organism in Eukaryota, Fungi, Basidiomycota, Dacrymycetes, Dacrymycetales, Dacrymycetaceae.